This is a messenger RNA of Gossypium arboreum, 1303 nucleotides long. RefSeq names its product peroxisome biogenesis protein 5-like. Gene Ontology annotation, cellular component: cytosol; peroxisomal membrane. The record is from RefSeq and is a predicted model, not a curated record. Gene Ontology annotation, biological process: protein import into peroxisome matrix, docking. Bases 588 to 989 code for a protein of 133 amino acids. The transcript is spliced from 3 exons. NCBI's taxonomy places the organism in Eukaryota, Viridiplantae, Streptophyta, Magnoliopsida, Malvales, Malvaceae.
UCAUAUUAACCCAAGGUAUCUCUCUCUACAAUCUCAAGUGAAUUUUCUACAAUCUCUCUCUACAAUUUCUGCUGUCGGCAAGUGUUAUCCCAGCAGUAAGUGUCCUAAAUUUCUUUUUCCGGACAACUGAUUUAGGCAACCCAAAUAAGAUCGCUUGAAAUGUCAAGCUGAUAAUCACCCGCAUCUAUGACCUUCAUGCUCUGCACGUUUGCAACAGGAAUUUAGCAAUAUUUUUUGCUUUAUCUUCAAGCUGAUAAUCACCUGCAUCUAUGGCCUCCAUGCUCUGCACGUUUGCAACAGGAAUUUAGCAAUAUUUUUGUAUGUCUCUUGAAAUUAUCUUCAAUCUUAUUUUCACGUUUGAGUCACCCGUUCAUUUCUUUCAGUGGUAUGUUUUCAGUGCUUUAUUCGAUAUGUAGGUUUCUCUACCAAUGCAUCAUGUGCAAAUUUGAACGGACAUGCUAAUGUGUUUUUACCAGGGAACUAUAUCUAACUCCUUCUGCUAUUGCAGAUGGAUAUACCUUCCAAAUUGGCUUUAUCUUUCCUUUUCUUUCUGCUACUAUCUCGUGCUUUGAGUAGUCUUUACAUGCAUGUCACCUUUUAGCCUGCUUUUCUUGCAUAACACAAUUAAUGAGCUAAACAUACAGGAACAAUCUCAGUUAACAUCUGUAGAUCAAAUGAGAGGGGGAAAUAUAGAAAGUUUGGCUGCAAUUCAGCCGACUAGGAUGCUUGCACAUACACUCUCUCAAAACAGUGAUCCUAAGUUUCGGAAUUCAAAAUUUCUUCAAUUUGUAUCCAAGAUGAGUCGUGGUGAACUUAUCAUUGAUUAUAAUCAGGUCAAACCAGCAUCAGAGAACUGGGCAACAGAAUAUCAGCAACAGUACAAUGGAGGUGCUUCUUGGGCUGAUGAAUUUGCUCAUGAUGAGGCAAGUAGAGAUCUUGUGGAAGGUAAAGAAGCUUAUAGAUUAAUAUGUCCUGAUAAUCAGUCAUAAAUUCCUUUUAGCAGUUUCCUCCUCCUUUUCUUCUGCCUUGCCUACGUAGACUAAAAUGGAACUAACAUCACUGACCUUAGGUAGUAAUCUCAUUCACCAACCCUAGGUGGUUGAAACUAGUUUUGAUGAUUGGAGAAUGUCCCAAAUGAUAAUGAUGGUUUGGUUAGUGCUAUUUUCUAUAUAUAUCUACUAUAAUUUAGCAAAUAAAGUGUGAAUGACUAAUGAUUCUGUAUUAUUACAUCUUCAGUUGAACUUUUAAAUCAACUAAACCUGUAAAUCUUAUAUGAGAUUAUCUAUAUUUGUUAUUUAUAAAA